This is a messenger RNA of Hypoxylon fragiforme, 382 nucleotides long. RefSeq lists its product as uncharacterized. The transcript is spliced from 2 exons. NCBI's taxonomy places the organism in Eukaryota, Fungi, Ascomycota, Sordariomycetes, Xylariales, Hypoxylaceae. The record is from RefSeq and is a predicted model, not a curated record. The coding region runs from base 36 to 245 and encodes 69 amino acids.
AACGGUUCAACCCUUUCAAUAUUGAUGCUAUACAUAUGUAUCUACCCGUAGUUGGCCAUGAUCCACUGACCUACAUACUACCUAUACUUACUUUAACGACUAUCAUUCCCAACGAAACCAAGAGAACAGCGCACAUGCAUUUCUUUGAAGGGAUAGCAUCCAUGAGAUAUUAUCCGUGGAUGAAAGUUGUGUACCUAAGAUUCAUAGUCCCUUGCCUACCUUACAUGGUGGCUAUAGCAAACUAACCUAGUUAAAGCCAAAGUCCCCAAACAUUUCCUGCAAGACUUACGUGGAGGAAGCAACGGAACCAGUCUCUACUAAUUAGAGGUUAGGUCAAGCUGGUCAACCACUUAAAGCUACCAAGGUCCGCUGCCGGUCCCGU